UCCCUUUUUUCUUUUCCAAUUUUUGCUUUUAAAUUCAAAAUGCCUCCCUCUUGGACAAUAGGAGCUGGGACACUGUUGGCAGCAUUUGGUUUUCUUUGCUGCUGUAGUUUUGGCUGGUGUGAGACCUCAAGGACUAGUGGCUCGCCCUCAGGAGGGAGUAAACAGGAGCAAGGGCCCUCAUCAUUGGAACGAGUGAAGAGAGGAUGGGUCUGGAACCAGUUUUUUGUGGUGGAGGAGUACACAGGCACAGAGCCGCUAUACGUGGGAAAGAUCCAUACAGACUCUGACGAAGGUGAGGGCAACAUCAAGUACACUAUCUCUGGAGAGGGGGCGGGCACCAUCUUCAUCAUCGAUGAGCUAACAGGAGACAUCCAUGCCACAGAGAGACUGGACAGAGAAGAGAAGGCGUUCUACACACUUCGAGCUCAGGCCCGUGACCGGCUUUCCAAUGACCCUCUGGAGCCAGAGUCGGAGUUUGUCAUCAAGGUCCAAGACAUCAAUGACAGUGAGCCCAAAUUCUUGGAGGGUCCCUACAUCGGCAGAGUGGCAGAGUUGUCACCCAUAGGAACGUCCGUUAUGAAGGUCACCGCAUCAGAUGCCGAUGACCCUACAUACGGCAGCAGUGCCAGAGUGGUGUACAGUGUGCUGGAUGGAGAGAAGUUUUUCACUGUUGACAGACACACAGGGAUCAUCAUGACAGCGGUGGCAGAUUUGGACCGUGAGACACAAGACCGGUACGAGUUGGUCGUCAAGGCAACAGACAUGGCAGGACAAAUGGGCGGUCUCUCUGGCUCCACCACGGUGACCAUAGUGAUCACAGAUGUUAAUGACAACCCACCGCGCUUCCCACAGAAGAUGUACCAGUUUACUGUGUCAGAGGGGGCGGCUGUUGGGACACCAGUUGGACGUGUGAUUGCCACGGAUGCAGACAUGGGAGAGAACACAGACAUGAGCUAUCUGAUCAAAGAGGAAGGGGAGCUCUUCAAGGUCACGACAGAUGUAGAGACACAGGAAGCCGUUGUCUCUAUCAAAAAGCCGCUGGACUAUGAGAGCAAGCGCACACACAAUGUCGUGGUGGAGGCAGUAAAUAAACAUGUAGACCCUCGCUUUGUGGACCUGGGUUCCUUUCGAGACCAGACCAUUGUGCGGGUCAGCGUAUCGGACAUAGAUGAGCCACCCAUCUUUCAACCAGCAGAGGGCGCUAUCAUGGAAGUGCAGGAGGAUGCCAAAGAGGGAACCUUGGUUGGCGUCAUCACAGCCAGAGAUCCAGAUGUGAAGAAUAAACCUGUCAGGUUCUCCAUAGAUAGGAUGACAGACCAGGAGAUGAUCUUCCACAUUGAUCCUGAUUCAGGUGCUAUAAAACUGGGAAAGAAGUUGGACCGAGAGACAGCAGGCUGGCACAAUAUCACCGUGAGAGCAGCAGAAGCAGAUAACCACACCAUGGCAUCCCACUCUGCAGUGAGCAUUCGGAUUCUGGAUGUGAAUGACAAUCCUCCUGAACUCGCCACACCAUACGAAGCCUCUAUAUGCGAAGAUGCCAAACCAGGCCAGCUAAUUCACACCAUCAGCGUGGUGGAUAGAGAUGAGCCACAAACUGGACAUCGCUUCUACUUCACCCUGGCCCCCGAAGCCACAAACAAUCGACACUUCACCCUGUGGGAUAUCAAAGACAACACAGCUGGCAUCCGGACCCAGCGGUCAGGCUUUAACCGCCAUGAGCAGAAUGUGUACUUCCUGCCCAUCCUGGUGGUUGACAGCGGGCCUCCCUCCCUCAGCUCCACAGGCACACUGACCAUUCAUGUCUGCGGCUGCGACACAGAGGGUGCCAUCCAGUCCUGCAAUGCCACAGCCUAUGUAAUGAGUGCUGCUCUCAGUCCUGGGGCACUUAUAGCACUACUGGUCUGCAUGCUUAUCCUCAUAGUCCUUGUCUUGCUGAUCCUGACCCUGAAACGCCACAGGAAGGGCCAGAGGAUGGCUGAGGAUGAGGAGGACAUGAGGGAUAACGUCAUUAAGUACAAUGACGAGGGCGGAGGGGAGCAGGACACUCAAGCAUACGACAUGAGUGCCCUGAGGAACCUCUAUGACUUCCCAGAGGCCAAGAGCUGUGACUCUGGCCCUGACAUCCGCUCUCUGCCGCAGUGGAUACAGGCCAACCGUGUGGGUGUGGGUGGUGGUGCAGAGGGGGCUGCAGCAGCGGCAGCGGCAGACUUCUCCUUAUUCAAAGGCUACAUCCGAAAGAAGGUGGAGCAGGCUGACGCUGACCUGUCGGUGCCGCCGUACGACUCCUUCCAGACGUAUGCCUUCGAGGGCACUAGUUCACCAGCGCUUUCGCUAAGCUCCAUCCACACGCUGUCCACCACCUCGGAGCAGGAUUUCUCCUACCUCAGCGACUGGGGACCACGUUUCAGGCAACUGGCAGGCUACUAUGCUCCAGGAAACCCUGAAGAGGAAGGGUCCUAGCACAGCUUCUCCUCUGCAGAUAGACAUUUAAACUCCUUCCUCCUUCUUCUCUGCCUCCUCUUCUCACCCUCUGGCACUCAGAGCCAGCACUGUGUAUUCCUUAUAGACAGAGCGCCACCUCUUUAUCUCUUUGGAAGAAAAAUCCCAGUGUCAAACUUUUGAGUUUUUUUGGGGUCUUUUUACAAUCUUUUGCAAGGGUUUUCGGACUUCAUUGUGAAAGCUCUGGCGAUUAUAAGAGAAAGAGUAAAGAAAGAUAUCAAGUCACCAAAAUUGCCAUUAAGUCUGAAGGGAGGAUUUUAUUUCUCUCUCCCAAAUUAUAAAUGAGAACCUUUAUUUUGAUCUGUGACUGUUUUCAGAGUAUCAGCAUUAAGUAGGUAGGGUUAAACUAUGCCAAGGCAAACUGUCUGACAAACAAGUAUUUAUUCAAAAGGGAGGAGAUAUUUAUGUAUUUAUUUGUUUUUAUGUAUUUAUUUAUUUAUUUACACCAUGAUCACUAUGGUAACUGCAACAGUGAACUCUGCUGAAGUGCUGAAGAAAAAGUGAGGGGAGGAGGACAUUAUUAAAGAAUGAGAAUCAACAUGGAAGAAAGAAGAGACUGCAGUGGCAGGGGACUAUACACAAUACUGACAAAGAUGUGACAUCUGGGUCAUAUAAAAUUACAUUCUGGAAAAUAUUUGUAUUUAUUUUCUAUGACCACUUUUGUAAAAUAACCAACUCAAGUCAUCAAUGAAAAAGUAGGGGCGAAGGAGGGAACAGAUGGAGUGAAAGGACUGCAGAAGA
Plectropomus leopardus (leopard coralgrouper) is the source of this 3240-nucleotide messenger RNA. RefSeq names its product cadherin 22 (gene cdh22). Lineage: Eukaryota; Metazoa; Chordata; Actinopteri; Perciformes; Serranidae. Gene Ontology annotation, molecular function: calcium ion binding; cadherin binding; beta-catenin binding. Gene Ontology annotation, biological process: adherens junction organization; cell morphogenesis; multicellular organism development. Gene Ontology annotation, cellular component: adherens junction; plasma membrane; catenin complex. The record is from RefSeq and is a predicted model, not a curated record.